UGUGUGUUACAGAGUGAGCUCUCGUCCCUGCGGUUCUGCGCUUUGUAACCGGCGGCGGGUGGGGGAGGGGGUUUAACGUCCUGCUCUUCAUCCUCCUCAUCCUCCUGAUGGACUUCCUGCUGAGCGGGCUGGCCGCGUGCGGCGCGUGCCUGUUCACGAACCCGCUGGAGGUGGUGAAGACCCGGAUGCAGCUGCAGGGUGAGAUGCGGAGCCGCGGCUCGUACCGCGUGCACUACCGCAACGUCUUCCACGCGUUCUACACCAUCGGGCGCGUGGAGGGCGCGCGCGCGCUGCAGAAGGGGCUGGUCCCCGGGCUGUUCUACCAGUUCUUCAUGAACGGGGUGAGACUCGGCUCGUACGCCGCCAUCGAGUCGGCCGGGUACAUCCACACCGACGGGCGCGUGAACACGGGCAGGAGCAGCGCGGCCGGGGCGGCGUCGGGGGUCGUGGCGGCCUUCGUGGGCAGCCCCAUCUACCUGGUAAAGACACACCUGCAGAGUCAGUCCAUGUCCUCCAUAGCUGUGGGACACCAGUACAAGCACCAGGGGAUGAUGCACGCUCUGUCUGUGAUCCACAGAGAGCACGGCAUUAUGGGAUUGUGGCGAGGUUCCAGUGCGGCGCUGCCGAGGGUCAGCGUGGGUUCUGCGUCUCAGCUCUCCACCUUCUCCAUCACUAAAGAAAUCCUCACUGAUCAACAGAUAUUCUCAGCGCACAGCUGGAUGGUUCCUCUCUGCUCCGGGAUGGUCAGCAGCGUGGUGGUGGUUCUGUUCAUGACUCCACUUGAUGUCGUCAGCACACGACUCUACAAUCAGCCCGUGGAUUUCCGGGGAAAGGGUGAGCUGUACCGAGGCUUCAUGGAUUGUUUCUCUAAGACCCUGAAGAAAGAGGGAGUCGCUGGUCUGUAUAAAGGUCUGGGCGCGUCCUAUUUCAGACUCGGACCACACACGAUCCUCUCGCUGCUGUUCUGGGACAAACUACGAGCACUGUACUACAGCUAACACACACACACACACACACACACACAGAUAGAAAGGAAUGGCCUGUGUGUAAAGUAUGAAAUCGUGUAGAAGUCACAGUAAUGAUGAGAAAAUGACUGGAGCUGAUUAUCUCAGGUGUGGAGAUUCAGUGUGAUGAAAAAAAGAAGGAAAUUUAAGGAUACAGAAGGAUACCUUUCUACCUACAGAAGAUGUAAUAAAUUAGGUGGCCCCGUGAGUGUUCCUUUUAUUUUAGCCAGAUAUAUGUUAAUGUACACGUUAAUCAGGGCGUCAUGGUCCCGAUCAGUGAUGAGAAAACGUCUCUCUGUGUCCCUCACACUAACAAACUCCACAUACAGUUAAAAUCCAAAUAUUUACACACUCAUAAGGAAACAUCUCUCUGUAACAUUGAGGUUUCAAACACAGGUCUUAAAACGAAUCGGUCCGAUCUCAGAGAUCAGACAGAUUUACAGCAUCUGCACAUCUAUGAUGUAAUGCUAAAUAAGAUGUAAUUAAAUCACCCCCACAGGCACUUACAGCAUUACUGUAUAGACUAUAUUCACUUUACACAUAAAAUUAAAGUAAGAUAAAAAACAAACAAACAAAA
This is a messenger RNA of Clarias gariepinus (North African catfish), 1581 nucleotides long. It is a transcript of the gene slc25a35, whose product is annotated as solute carrier family 25 member 35. The coding region runs from base 108 to 998 and encodes 296 amino acids. The transcript is spliced from 5 exons. The record is from RefSeq and is a predicted model, not a curated record. NCBI's taxonomy places the organism in Eukaryota, Metazoa, Chordata, Actinopteri, Siluriformes, Clariidae.